UAUAUUAGAUUCUGUAAAAAGUCAUUUUGAGAUCGUUACCAAAACUGGAAUUUAUCUUUAAUGAUAGCUAGUUCUGUUUAUCAAGGAUAUGAAGGAAGUAAGAAUUUCUAAAUUCCCACUUCCCUGUUUUAUGAUUACUUAAAUAUGUAUAUACUUCCUUUCACCCUCUUUGUUCCUUUUUUUCUUUUGCGCCUAUAAUAGGGCUCUUUGCAGAAAGGAUUUGGCGCACUACAAAGUUUACCUAUUAAUAUGCAUUAUUAAUGUUAUCAACACAUAUAUACUUUUUGUUUUGUAAUAUUUUAGGUAUAGAUGUGUGUUUUCUCUUUUUUUUCGAUUUUGGCAGAUUUCGUUUGGUGCUUCAGACUGCAAGAACUCAUCAUGAAAAAUCAAGUAGCUUUGAUUUUCUUCCUGAUCAAACUUUAUGGGAGUAUGGCAGACGACAUCUCCUUUGAAAACAGCCAAAAUACAAGUUCCACCGUAGAGGGCGUCACACUGACAAGUGAAAGAGCUGUUCUUAACGAUGUGUUUCUCAAUUACACCAUGACGACGGAAGGUUACGAUGCCUUCGCAUGGGUAACAGCCAGAGGGGGUAUUGCGAUGGAUAGAGAAGAAAGUAUGUUUAUUGAAAGGAUAGAGAGAAACCUGAGCAACGGAAGUGACAUGGACCACACCACAAAGUCCUGUGAUGCUUGGGAAUGGAAUGUACUAAGAUGGGGAAUAUUCGACUGUAUCCAGGUACUCAUCGGUGUCUUUGGCAUCAUCGGGAACCUUCUUGUUAUUGUCGUCCUAGCCAAACGCCGUGAGGCCUUGAACUCGAUGGAUAUCAUGGUGGGUGCGUUGGCCAUUGCCGACUUGGUCAGCUCCGUCUUUAUCAUCCCGGUGCCGACAUCGAAGAGGAUACCGCGCUCGCCGCUAGGGUUCUUCUUCUGCAAGAUGAUAGACUCUCGGUAUUUCCUAUUUCAUGGACAGCAGACAUCAUCCUACAUUCUCAUGGCAAUGGGAAUCGAACGUUACAUGGCUGUAGCGAAUCCUCUUUACCACAGGUUUGUAUUUACCCCUCGACGCAGCAAGAUGGCCAUCAUGCUUAUCUGGGUGGCUGGCAUACUUUCCGCGUUGUUCAUCCCCUUUGUCUUUCUGAUAACUCCCCAGUGCACCUGCCACUAUACGGAGCUGUCCCAAGCGCUGUCCUCCCCAUUGGAAUCUUCAAUUACCUGGUGACCGUAGUCCUACCGAUCACGACCCUCCUCAUCACUCAAAGUCUCACGGCAUAUUCCCUUCACAAGAAAG
Messenger RNA from Lytechinus variegatus (green sea urchin), 1287 nucleotides. Its product is annotated as somatostatin receptor type 5-like. Gene Ontology annotation, molecular function: G protein-coupled receptor activity. Gene Ontology annotation, cellular component: membrane. The coding region runs from base 310 to 1218 and encodes 302 amino acids. Gene Ontology annotation, biological process: G protein-coupled receptor signaling pathway. The transcript has a single exon. The record is from RefSeq and is a predicted model, not a curated record. Lineage: Eukaryota; Metazoa; Echinodermata; Echinoidea; Temnopleuroida; Toxopneustidae.